GUCCCGGCCUCCUGCCCGCCCGCACCGACCCGUGCGGGAGGGAUGGACGGGCGGGCUCCGCUUCUUGGAGAGAAACGCUUCCCUGUGCUUGGCGAAGGCGCGUGGCCGGCUCCCCUCUCCCGGCCUCUCUCCCUUCCCGUGGCUGGGGUCCGCGGAGAGCCGAAGCCCCUCCGCCGCCGAGCCGCAGGUGCCGUGCGGCAGCGGCGUGGGGCAGGGCUGGGCUCCGCUCCUCGCUGCUGCCCUACCUUUCCCACCCUUCGCGAGUGAGAACUUUGCCACAAGGAGACGGAGAGUGAGAGAAAAGCGGCGGGCAGGUUUUCUGCGUGUCUGCCCACCGAUCCUCUGCCUUGUCACCGCGACUUCUGCUCUUCGAAGGGGCUGUGUGCCCGCUUGGCUCUGGGGAGAGUGUGGAAGGGGCCGCGCGGUCGUUCCCUGAUCAGGGAAGUGCUGUGCAGCCCCAGACACAGACCUGGCCGACAGGGAAGGAUCCAGUCGCAGGGCAGAGGAAAUGGUGUGCCGGGUGCAAUGGCUGAUACCCAGCUUCUUGCCUCUCCAAAGCAGAUUAAUGUACCAAUUAUGUGAAGAGAAAAAAGGAAAAAUCAAUGAAAAGUCGCUUGAAAAGGACAGUUGGAGAGUUGAUGAGCAGCUUCUGGAGUUGUUUGACUUGGAUCCUGACCUGCUGCCCCUUUUCCAGUACAACUGCAAGCAGUUUGCCAGCCCUCAGGAGUGCCUCUCUGCCCCUGAAUUCCUGGAUCACAUCAGGAAGGUGAUGCUGGUGAUUGAUGCUGCUGUGAGCCACCUGGAGAACUUGUCCUGCCUGGAAGAGUAUCUGUGCAACCUUGGCAAGAAGCACCAGGCAGUUGGUGUGAAGGUUGAGUCUUUCUCGACUGUCGGCGAGUCCUUGCUGUACAUGCUGGAGAAAUGCCUUGGUGCUGCCUUCAGCCCAGAGGUGCAGGAAGCUUGGAGCAAACUCUACAAUGCUGUGGUGAAAGCCAUGCAACGUGGCUGGGAGACCCUUCCAGAAGGGGACUAGAUCCUGCCAGCCAUCCCUGUCCCUGACCAUGCAGCAGUCCUGAGCACGGGGAACACUCACGCCACACUCUCUGCCUCCCCCCACCUCUGUCUCCCAGUGUGCACCAGCCCAUGGCUGUCUCCACGCUCACACGUGCUGUGGGGCUCUCCCGUGAUUCCACCCUGCUUCAACACGAGCGUGUCUCUGCCUUUGCUAAGGGCUGGCAGGGUGCGUCCCUGCAGCGAGGCCUGGCAGUGCCACAGCACAGGUGCCACCCUGCCCCGAGUUCCUUAGGGAGCACCACCACCCAUGUACCUACUCUGGUUUUCAGCUUGCUCAUCUUCCCUCCUCUUGCACCCACCCUAGUUAGGUGACAGCUGGCACAGGCCUCUUGGGCUUAUUUGCCUGAAACCCUGUUUGCUGUGCUUUACCUGCCAGGUCUGACACUCUUCAGUCCUCCUGCACUGCUGUACCUGGUUCAGCUGUGGCAGUGAUGGGUUUGGCUCCAUGCAGGGGGAAAGGCAGCAAGAGGGCGGGUCACACCACGUGGCUGUCCUCAAACCUUGCAGAGUUUUCCCUCUCUCCCUUCACCAACACAUUACUACCAGAUGGUUAAUCCCAGUGCUUUCUUCUGCCUUGCCUCUGAUCUGGAUGGGAUCCCUGGCUUUUCCCCAUGUCAGGUUGGCCACAACCCAGUAGGUUUCCUAGGGAUGCUUCAGGCAGUGGUGUCACAUUAAUCCCAAGAUGAGACUGUGUUUGGCAGGGCUGGGCUGCCAGCUGAAAGGCUUUGUGUUGAUUUGGCCAGUUGGCUUAACCUUAGAGCCAUCUGAAAUGCAGCAGCAGCAGUGUCUGUUUACUGCUUUAUGUUAAGGAAAAUAAAGUAAAUCCAAGGAAAAGAUGUCUUAAAAUAAAAAUGAAGGUUGCAAUCGUGCCAUGGCAACAACUUCCAGAAAUUCUGGCUCUUGGCCAGAGGAAGCAUAGCUGGAAUCUUUCUGCUGAUGCUGUCAGAAUCUGGAGCGCUUCCCAGCUGCUCACAGUACCCAUCUGCAGAGUUCCUCACCCUCAUAAGACUGAGGAGAUAGCAUCUGCUAGAAGAAAUCCCAGAGAAUUGCUGAGAGGCAGCACCUGAGGGCUCUGGUGAGGGGGUUGAAUGUGAGUGCUUUGAGAAAGAGUUCAUCUUUAUGAGGAAGUCACUGUGGAACAAGCAGAACCAUGCUUCUAGCCACCACUAGCCCCAGAGCAAGGACAUGGAGCAAUUAUUCAGUUACAGGCAGCACUUUUUUUGUUGCUUCUUCUUCAGGACAGGAGGAGCCUGGUGUUGAGGUCUGACAUGGUACUGUCCUGGAGAUACAUUCCUCCUAUUCUCAGAUGUCCUUCACUCUGGGGCACGAGAAGGCUGCCUGCUCAGCGUGACAGGUCUUCUAGGCCCAUGCCAUGGAGGGGAUGACGGGGUACCCUGUGAGAUGGAUCUCUAGUUCCCUGCUGCAAGGCCAGAUGGUAGCCAUGGGCUUCUAGCAUGUAAAGAACCCUCCAGCUGUGUUUGGGACACAAGCUAAUAGGUGUGAAACAGGCAGUGAACAUCCCCAUGUUCCUUGUCCUCCCCAUGGGACUGUGUUCUGCCUCUGCAGCCCUGCAGUGUCAUGGUGUGUGUCCUGGCCUAUGGCUCUCUCCAUCAGCUGGGUCAGGUGAAGUCCUCCCCAUUCUUGCACCUGGCAGUCAGGGAUGGAGGAGCUGGGGCUGGGGUGAGACACAACUUUGAUGGCAUGAUAUGGGGCACGAGGGUUUGGGAAUGGGGAUGUCAUCUUUGCAACCCUGUUAUGGGGCAUCAGCCUUCAGCAUCAUGGGAGUGGGACACCUUCUGGCUCCGUGUGACAAGUACGCAGCUGUGUGAUGGGUGGGGUGUGGGUGUUACUGCCCAAACCAUCCCUGCUCCCUCUAGCCUUCCCAGCUCCUUGUCUUCUGCUCUUCUGUGCCACAUUUUGUGUAACUCCCAAGAGAACUGAACUACUCUAUGUGCCUCUUAUACCCAGCUGUACUGUUUAUUAAAGAACAACAGUGAGUCUUA
Molecule: messenger RNA, 3077 nt
Organism: Corvus hawaiiensis (hawaiian crow)
Lineage: Eukaryota; Metazoa; Chordata; Aves; Passeriformes; Corvidae
Gene: NGB
Product: neuroglobin
Exons: 4
Coding region: 509-1033 (174 amino acids)
Molecular function (GO): heme binding; oxygen binding
Source: RefSeq, a predicted model, not a curated record